Molecule: messenger RNA, 1074 nt
Organism: Clonostachys rhizophaga
Lineage: Eukaryota; Fungi; Ascomycota; Sordariomycetes; Hypocreales; Bionectriaceae
Source: the annotation of a GenBank genome assembly
AUGGAACAACAUUGGAGAUACGGGCAAGCAGUGAAGACGUUGAGAGAUACGUGGAAGGGCGCAUGGAGCAUCUCCAACCCUUUGUCCGCCGGAACAAGCAGUUACAAGAAGAGAUCAAGGUCGGAAUAUCAGCAGCAGUGGAUGGAUUGGGAAGCUGGGCAAGCCCAAGCACUAGACUAUGCAUAUGAGCAGGCCGUGGAGAGAAUCGACAGUCAAAAGCCAGGCUUGAGGGACAUUGCACUCCAGGUUCUGGCAUGGAUUACUCAACUGGAGCUCCAGUACGCGCUAGCAGUGGAGCCCGAUACUACUCAAUUUGAGGAGGAGAAUCUCCCAGACAUUCAAGGAAUGGUUUCAAAGUGCUUUGGAUUAGUCACGAUCGAAAACGAGAGAAGCAUCAUCCGACUAGCCCACUAUACCACACGGGAAUACUUUGAGCGGACUCAGGGAAAGUGGUUUCCAGAUGCUGAAGCGGAGAUUACAAAAACUUGCCUCACUUACCUCUCAUACGACGUUUUCGGGACAGGGUAUUGUUACUUCGACGAUAAGCUCAUUGAACGGUUGCGUUCGAGCCCUCUCUAUGACUACGCCACGAAACACUGGGGCCACCAUGCUCGUAGGGCUCCUACUCUAACAGAGGAAAUCAUAGAGUUUCUCGAAAGUGGCCGGAAGGUUGAGGCGGCCUGUCAGGCGCUACUGUGCUCCACUCGCUAUGAACCGUGCUCCAGUACCGGCGGCGGAACAGACCCAGAUGGCGGCCUGACAGGAUUACACCUGGCAGCGUACUUUGACCUUGACACUAUUAUGAAGUCGCUUCUCGGAUCAGGCAAUAUGGAUCCAAACUCAGCGGUUAGGUUCAAGUGGCAUGGAGACAUGACGCCGUUGUCGUACGCCGCCCAAAUGGGCCACGAAGCCAUCGUCAAACUGCUUCUAGAGAAAGACAGCGUGGGCCCCGACUCCAAGAAUGCUGCCCAGAGGAUUGGGGCAGAACUCCGCUGUCAUAUGCUUCUGAGAAUGUAUAUGAGUCAAUCGUUGAGCUACUUAUCAAUACUGGUCGAGUCAACAUCGACGCUAUAG